Messenger RNA from Phodopus roborovskii (desert hamster), 1649 nucleotides. RefSeq names its product eukaryotic translation initiation factor 2B subunit alpha (gene Eif2b1). NCBI's taxonomy places the organism in Eukaryota, Metazoa, Chordata, Mammalia, Rodentia, Cricetidae. Gene Ontology annotation, molecular function: translation initiation factor activity; guanyl-nucleotide exchange factor activity. Bases 95 to 1012 code for a protein of 305 amino acids. The transcript has 9 exons. The record is from RefSeq and is a predicted model, not a curated record. Gene Ontology annotation, cellular component: eukaryotic translation initiation factor 2B complex. Gene Ontology annotation, biological process: translational initiation.
GACUUCGAGGCGACGGAAGUGACUCGUGAAGCGUGCGACAGACUGUCAACCUGUGGCUUGCUGCCGGCGCGGUUGCGGGGUUCGCGAGGGAGCCAUGGAGAACCAUGAGUUAAUCGAAUACUUCAAGUCUCAGAUGAAAGGCGAUCCUAACAUGGCCUCAGCAGUGGCUGCCAUCCGGACUUUGCUGGAGUUCUUGAAGAGAGAUAAAGGGGAGACACUCCAGGGCCUGAGAGCGAAUCUCACCAGCGCCAUAGAAACCCUAUGUGGUGUGGACUCCUCCGUGGCCGUGUCCUCUGGUGGAGAGCUCUUCCUUCGAUUCAUCAGCCUCACCUCCCUGGAGUACUCUGAUUACUCCAAAUGUAAGAAGAUCAUGAUUGAGAGAGGGGAGCUUUUCCUCAGGAGAAUAUCCUUGUCAAGAAACAAAAUUGCAGACCUGUGCCAUACCUUCAUCAAAGACGGGGCGAGAAUUUUGACUCACGCCUACUCCAGAGUUGUCCUAAGGGUCCUGGAAGAAGCUGUGGCAGCCAAGAAGCGGUUCAGUGUGUACAUCACGGAGUCUCAGCCUGAUUUAUCUGGGAAGAAAAUGGCCAAAGCCCUCUGCCACCUCAAUGUCCCUGUCACUGUGGUGCUGGAUGCUGCUGUUGGCUAUAUCAUGGAGAAAGCAGAUCUUGUCAUAGUUGGUGCUGAAGGAGUGGUUGAGAAUGGAGGAAUUAUUAACAAGAUUGGAACCAACCAGAUGGCCGUGUGUGCCAAAGCCCAAAACAAGCCCUUCUAUGUGGUUGCAGAAAGUUUCAAGUUUGUACGGCUCUUCCCGCUUAAUCAGCAAGACGUCCCAGAUAAGUUUAAGUACAAGGCAGACACUCUGAAGUCCAUGCAGACUGGGCAGGAUCUCAAAGAGGAACACCCAUGGGUUGACUAUACUUCCCCAUCCUUGAUUACCCUGCUGUUUACAGACCUGGGUGUGCUGACACCAUCUGCUGUAAGCGAUGAACUCAUCAAGCUGUACCUAUGAGCACAGUCCCCUCCUAUCAACAUGCAGGGAGCAUGUGUGCAGAGCUCUACAGGGUGAGCAGCCUCUCCACUCCAGCCAGGAGCCAAAACUGAAUCGGACUUCCAGAUUUGAAUGCAAAGGGCUCACAUUGGAAAGUGACACAGUCCUGGAAAACCCUUUUAACUCAGCUCUGUCACAUCUGAAACCUGUUCCCAGUUCUAGAAUGAAGCUGAAGCAUCCUUCCUGUUUUCAGAAACUCAUGUCUCUGGAAGUACAAGUUAGAUGACUGGCUGCAAACCCGAGGAAGACAGUACACAAGUGGGGACCCUCUACUCAUACCGUACUCCAGGCUGGUUUGCAUCAGCGAAAGUGAUGCAGGCCCUUCUGCAGUGGCAGCCACUGAGGACACAUCAUGGGGUGCCUAACAAGAAGCCAGGAAACACUUGCUGACUGCAUCUGGCUCCAGGGCUCGUCUCCUCAGCAGGGUCAAGCCAGACAGGAACAGCGCCAAGGCAGGGGCCACAUUCACAUGACACUGCACACAGAAUGUCCCAUCCUAACUUGUGUCUAUAAAAUGAGUUCACUUUCGACAACUUUUGUAAAUUAAACAUGGGAACAAAUCAGGAUCUUUGCAAAUAAAGUAUAUGAAAUACUUGGA